AUGCUUAAUUUUAUAAAUGACAGUUGCAUCCAAAAACAAACAGUAAUGUCUAAUUUGUGUGUUGUCUGCCUUAACAGCACUAUAAAUCCUAAAAACUUAAAUGAAAUUGACUCUAAACAGACAAAAAUUAUCAUAAAACUGCGCCAAUGCGUCCCCGAAGUGGAAUGGCAAAUCGAAUCUCAGAUAUGUCUUCCGUGUUUGGAACAAUUAGAAAACGUGUGUACAUUUCGCGACUUGUGCAUAAAAUCAUACUUGAAACGAAAAAACUCAUCAGAAAUCAAAUUAGAAGAAGAAAAGCCCCCAAUCAAGGAAGACAAUGACCGUUUUGUGUGUUUCCAUUGCGAGAAAACAUUCAAAAUCAAGAGCAUUCUUGAAGACCACAUCAAGUACAAACACACUGAGACUGAUUUAACGAAACCGUUAAAUAUUUGCGACGUUUGCGGUUCGUCAUUUAGUAAUAAGUAUUUAUUGAAACGACAUUUGAAAAACGUGCAUGCGACUGAGAAAAAGUUCAAAUGUGAAUUGUGUGAACGGAAAUUUGCCUCCCCGGUAUAUUUAAAUGCACACAAACGGUACCAUUCAGGCGAAAGAAAACACAUUUGUUCAUUCUGUGGAAAGGGUUACAUAACGGCGAGUGAUUUGUAUCAUCAUGAGAAAAUUCACGCUAAUAAGAGGGCAUAUAGAUGUCAUAUUUGUCCGAAAGCCUUCAAUACUUCUUCUGAUUUACACAAACACAAAAUUUGUGUACACCAGGAUAGGUCGCAAUGGAAAUAUGAAUGUAGUUUCUGUCAGAGGAGAUUCCCUUUGAAGACUAAUCUGGAUACUCAUACAAAAACUCACACUGGAGAAAGAAACUUUUUGUGCCAUUUGUGUGAUAGAAAAUGUAUUAAUCGUUCGGUUUUAAAACGACAUAUUGAGAGUCAUUCUGUUGUGAAAUCGUUUAAAUGUAAUCUGUGUUUACAAGGAUAUAAAUAUCAGAAAAGUCUAGACAUACACAUGAUGAAAAUACAUGGGAUUGGGGAUGCAAAAAUCCCGGAAAGGAUCAAAAAGUAUUUUUGUAGUAUUUGUCCGAAAAGUUAUUUCGCCAAUAAUAAACUACAAAAGCACAUAAGGACUCACACCGGGGAAAAACCGUUUCAAUGUCCUGCUUGUGACAAAUGUUUUAUUGACAAAUCAUACAUUAAACAGCAUUUGAAGACUGCUCACAAUGUAUUUGAAUAAAAAAAAUAGAAAACUUAAAUCUAUUCUUACUCUGUCCACCUAUGAGCACACAUGGGAUUUGUGCACACAUAAUAAAGCCUCAUCUCCUCCUCUGCACGUCGAGUUUGAGCUUGGAAGAACACAGCCUCCCUAAACCACUUUCAUAAAACACUUUAAAUACUAUAAAUGACUCACCUGUGGUUACAUUCAGGACAGUGAUGAUCUUCAGUGCGCGGUAAAGUCGGAUCAGAAAUGACGUCAGGUACGAUAUGAGUUAAUUCGCUAUAAAAAAAUCAUUAAGGGGGCUCCUCGACCUAGUGAUUGUCUUACUCAAUUUCGUGCAUUAUUUUAUUAACGUAGAUACAUUUCGAGUCGGCGUGUUGUUUAUAAUCACAGUUACGACACGCAUACAACAGGAUUUUGUUCUCUUUGUCUUCUUUGGGGUACAACAUGUUGUUGCUGUGAAGAAAGAAUGAGGUUAAGUUUGAAAAUUUGGUGUUUUACCAUUCUUGACAGAAGCGGAUACCGACA
Messenger RNA from Tribolium madens (black flour beetle), 1731 nucleotides. Its product is annotated as zinc finger protein 595-like. Gene Ontology annotation, biological process: regulation of transcription by RNA polymerase II. The coding region runs from base 1 to 1221 and encodes 406 amino acids. The transcript has 2 exons. Lineage: Eukaryota; Metazoa; Arthropoda; Insecta; Coleoptera; Tenebrionidae. Gene Ontology annotation, cellular component: nucleus. The record is from RefSeq and is a predicted model, not a curated record. Gene Ontology annotation, molecular function: RNA polymerase II cis-regulatory region sequence-specific DNA binding; zinc ion binding; DNA-binding transcription activator activity, RNA polymerase II-specific.